UUUAAGAGAAAAACUAACCUACCAUGGGAUAAAAACAAACUCAAAAAUAAGAUUGAUUGGAUGAGAGAUAGAUGGACUUUAUGGAAGCAAUUGAAGUCCAAAGCUACCGGAUUAGGGUGGGAUCACUUAAAGGGAACUAUUGGGGCUACCGAUGAAUGGUGGACAUUAAGAAUUGAGGAAAAUCCAAAGUUGGAACAAUUUAGAAAAGAAGGAAUUGAGCCAGAGCUUGAAUGUAAAUUUGAACAAAUUUUUGGGAGUUAUGCGAAUGGGAAUCUUAAGUACACCCCAGUAUCUAGUAUGCCACAACAAACUUUGCAAGAUGGAGUUUGUGACAUGCCUGUUCUGUCUCCACCUAAUACCCAUACUCCCCGUGUUAGUGUUGAUGAGACACAUGAGAACUACUACAAGGACAAUAACUCUACAAGAAAUGAGUCUUGGAAUGAUAUGUGGAGAGAUCUUAGCCCUAGCCCUACCUCUUCUCAUGUAGCUCCCCAUGAUGAUACUUAUAUAGAAAGGGACAUCACAAAAAAGGGUAAGAGAGUUUUGGAGGGCGACUCGUCUCAAAACACUAAGAAUGCAAAAGCAAAAAAAAGUGCGGCUUCAACUUUUCAGGAAAUGUUUAGUGGUAUGAUGCAACAAUUUGAAAUGAGAAAUAAAGUUGUUGAGGAAGUUGCUACUUCAGUGAAGAACAUGACUAAUGCGAAUAUGAGUGUUCUGAAUUCAAUGGAUGCCCAUACGUCAAAGUAUAGUAUUGAAGAUGUUAUGGCAAAGUUGUGUUGUUUACCUGAUCUUGAUCCACUUGCUCCCGAGUUUUUGUUUGCUUGCUCACUUUUGGAGGAUCCCCAAAAGAGGACUAUUUUGUUCAACUUACCGCAUGAUGAGAGCCGAGUUGCCUAUAUUCGGUUCAUGUAUAUUGAGCACAAGAAAAGUGUGACCAUUUAGACGUUUAGACAUUUAAAAUUUCUUAAGUUGAAC
Cuscuta europaea is the source of this 975-nucleotide messenger RNA. The record is from the annotation of a GenBank genome assembly. NCBI's taxonomy places the organism in Eukaryota, Viridiplantae, Streptophyta, Magnoliopsida, Solanales, Convolvulaceae.